CUGCUCAGCCCAGCCCACGUUGCUGCUUAGAUUGAAAUGCAGAACUCAAGCCUCUUUCUGCUCGGCACAGACUUCCUUUUACUCUUUCCUUUGGCACUCUCGUCGCCUCCUCCCGGGGAGAAGCUGAGGCAGCCGCGUCUUGGAGCAGCGACAGGUCGGCCUAGUGAGAGCGAGAGAAAAGUUUCUUUCUGGGUGUGCGGAACAGGGGCCGGGUUGGUGUACUGCUCGGAGCAAUGGAGCCAGCCUUCGGGGAGGUGAACCAGCUGGGAGGAGUAUUCGUGAACGGAAGGCCACUGCCCAACGCCAUUCGGCUUCGCAUCGUGGAAUUAGCCCAACUGGGCAUCCGACCUUGUGACAUCAGCCGCCAGCUACGGGUCUCACACGGCUGCGUCAGCAAGAUCCUGGCGCGCUACAACGAGACCGGCUCGAUUUUGCCCGGAGCCAUCGGGGGCAGUAAACCUCGGGUUACCACUCCCACUGUGGUGAAACACAUCCGGACUUACAAGCAGAGGGACCCGGGCAUCUUCGCUUGGGAGAUCCGGGACCGCCUGCUGGCGGACGGGGUGUGCGACAAGUACAACGUGCCCUCGGUGAGUUCCAUCAGCCGGAUUCUGCGCAACAAGAUCGGCAACUUGGCCCAGCAGGCUCAUUACGACUCGUAUAAGCAGCACCAGCCUGCGCCACAGCCCGCGCUGCCCUACAACCACAUCUACUCGUAUCCCAGUCCCAUCGCCGCGGCGGCAGCUAAGGUGCCUACACCACCUGGGGUGCCGGCCAUCCCCGGUUCUGUGGCCAUGCCACGCACCUGGCCCUCCUCUCACUCUGUCACUGACAUCUUGGGCAUCCGCUCCAUCACUGACCAAGGAGUGAGCGACAGCUCCCCCUACCACAGCCCUAAGGUGGAGGAGUGGAGCAGCCUGGGCCGCAGCAACUUCCCGGCCGCCGGCCCGCACGCAGUGAAUGGACUGGAGAAGGGGGCCUUGGAGCAGGAGGCCAAGUACGGCCAGGCACCAAAUGGUCUCCCAGCUGUGAGCAGUUUUGUAUCAGCAUCCAGCAUGGCUCCUUACCCGACUCCAGCUCAAGUGUCACCCUACAUGACCUACAGUGCCGCUCCUUCUGGUUAUGUGGCUGGGCAUGGGUGGCAACAUGCCGGCAGCACCCCACUGUCCCCCCACAACUGUGACAUUCCCGCAUCGCUGGCUUUCAAGGGAAUGCAGGCAGCCAGAGAAGGUAGCCAUUCCGUCACAGCUUCAGCACUCUGAUGGGAACUUUCCUUUCCAGCAGCUUCACUUUGGUCUCCUCUCUCAGCACAUCCCCCCACCUCUUCACACCCCACCUGUCCAGUGGUCCAGCCUUCCUGCCUCAAGAGCUGGUUUUAUGGAUUCAUAAUCUUUGUGCUGAUGACACUUAAUUAUU
Molecule: messenger RNA, 1416 nt
Organism: Phodopus roborovskii (desert hamster)
Lineage: Eukaryota; Metazoa; Chordata; Mammalia; Rodentia; Cricetidae
Gene: Pax9
Product: paired box 9
Exons: 4
Coding region: 234-1262 (342 amino acids)
Biological process (GO): regulation of transcription by RNA polymerase II; anatomical structure development
Molecular function (GO): DNA-binding transcription factor activity, RNA polymerase II-specific; RNA polymerase II cis-regulatory region sequence-specific DNA binding
Source: RefSeq, a predicted model, not a curated record